Molecule: messenger RNA, 4209 nt
Organism: Ostertagia ostertagi
Lineage: Eukaryota; Metazoa; Nematoda; Chromadorea; Rhabditida; Trichostrongylidae
Source: the annotation of a GenBank genome assembly
AUGUGUGAUUUGAGCUGGUGCGACUCUUUCAGCUUUUUUGUUGUGCUUGGCUGGUGUGGUCGAAACUGGAGUGCGACCCCACGUCGAGCGCCAAGAAACCGGAUCCAAACAAUCCUGAGUCAUAUUUGUACUGCAAUCUUGAAGGGUAAGCUCUUUACGUUUUCAAAACGAAAAUGUCUCCAAGGCAAGAUUUUCAAUGUGGAGACCGGCGCAUGUGAGUCGGCUGUGAAAUCGGAUAUGGCGAAUGACGAUCCCUUCUCGCAGCCCUUCUAUCAAGCUCCUGAUGACCUCUGCGGGUCAGGUAUACCUCUUACAAUCCUGUCAGCACCGGUUGUCUGCAAUCCAAGCAUAAGCAGUUGCCCUGAUGGUUACGUCUGCCGUAUGUACGAGCGCACUGGAACCUCCUACUGCUGCCAGGGAUCAUCGCCGCCAGUUGACAAGGCUAGUUGUAGCCAAGGACAAGUCGCUUACUAUGAGUCAAAUGGCAAACCUCGGUCAUGUGUGCUCUCUUCUCCGUCGUCAUGCCCUGCUGGAUUCAGGUGUAGUCUGGUUGGCGGCACAACUACAAGGUGUUGUGGAAAAGAUCUUGGCUGCCCCUACAACUCAGCCGCUUUGCUUCAGCCAAGCAGUGAUUCGAUUGUGGAAUGUUCGCCUUCAAAGCGAAGUUCAUGCCAAGAUGGAUACUCCUGUUUGCUUAGCAGUACGCUCCAGAAACACAUUUGCUGCUCCUCAACUUCUGGCUACGCAGGUACUUGUCCAAAUGGGGAAAACCCCCUUUCUACUCCAUCUACCUGCACUGCAGCACAUCCAUGCCCCACUGGAUACAGCUGUAGGGAAGGAAAAUGCUGUUCAUCACCAAAUGUCUGCCCAGCUGGAUUACCUGCAGGGGGAGGUCCAACGUCUUGCGGUGAGGACAAUCCAUGCAGAGAUGGAUAUGAAUGCGUUACCAGCGGUUCUUCUCAAUACUGUUGUCCAUCAAGAGAAAACACCUGCUCCUUGCCGCGACAUUCCGGAGUAGCAUGCGCCAGCUCUCGUCCAGCCAUUACUCGUUACUAUUUCGAUGUGACAACUGGCUCUUGCCGAUCGUUCCAAUUCAGUCAAUGUGGAGGUAACGCAAACAACUUUAAUAGUCUCGAAGAAUGUGAAGGGUUCUGCCUGGACACCCAGUGCCAGCACGGACAGGCGUACCGUGUUGGUGCCGUGAAUGCUGUAUGUGCUCUUACAGCCACGAACACAUGCCCUCAGUCCCAUUCGUGCAUGAGUCCAGUCUUCGGGCCAUCUGCAGUGUGCUGCCCGAUUCCUGAGCUGACCUGCAACGAAAUGGUAUCGGCUGGAACACCCUGCUUUGGCCGAUCCGUUACUAUUCAGCGAUACUACUUCAAUCCAACGACUAGAAAAUGUCAAGCCUUCCAAUACUACGGAUGCAACGGCAAUGGAAACAACUUCCAAAGCAUGCAAAGUUGUCAAGAUCACUGCUUAAAUUCCGUCGAAAGCGUGUGUGGUGGAGCCGCGGCCCUUAUGGAUCCGAAUCAACUGCCUCAACGCUGUUCGACUUCCGUUCCGUGUCCAGCCGGAUACGACUGCAACCCAGAACACUAUUGUUGCCCUUCAAGCGCAACCGCCUGCUCUUCUGCAAUGAGCAGAGGUAAUGUGUGCUCUGGGUCACCACUGCGGACCAUGUGGUUCUAUGACCAAACACAACGAAAAUGCAACCAGUUUGCCUACAACGGAUGUGGAGGAACUGCAAAUCGCUUCACUUCCCGUAAAGCAUGCGUGUCAACUUGUGUUAGUUCAACUCUGUCAGGAUCAUGCCCUCGUGGCAUGACUCCACUCAUCGAAGACGGCGACAGUGUUGUCAAAGCGUGCACAUUGAAUAUUAUGAGCACUUGUCCGCCAUCAGCAUCGUGUGUGCGUUCAACGACAAAUCAGCCAAUCUGUUGUCAGACCGUGACAUCUUGUCCAGACAACCGAACGCCUUACGUAAUCCCUGGAUCGACCUCAGUUGUUGCCUGUAAUGCCGACGCCGAUGAUUGUCCAGGAGGUAACGCUUGUGUUGAGUCGAGUUCUGUUCCUGGAUUCCAUAUGUGCUGCUCGACAACGGGCUCCGUAAGUCGCCGUCCGACUUCCGGCUUCGGAAGUGCAAGAAAGGAGCCGAAUACUCUUGCUGCGCUUAUCAAAAGUUUCGUCCCUGUCAUUCCACUACCUUUGAAUUCCUCACUUUUGGCAUCACCUUUCAGCAUUUCGCCAUGUCCUGGACAGCUGACCUCCAAUGGACAAACUUGUACAGUGAACGCUAUUGGUGAUUGCCCACGUAACUAUCUUUGCUUCCGUGACGCUGGUUAUGAGCAUGGAUCAUGCUGUCGUACUGGGCCACCCAAAUGCUCUAUGAAACAAUAUGUACCUAUAUUUGUUUCUGGAACACAGGUGCAAAUUUGUCAAACGGACCUUGGUGGUUGUCCACGUGAUUCUCGAUGUAUGACUUCCAAUAUUCCCAAAGUAUCGAUCUGUUGUCAACUCUAUGGACCACGAUCGAUAACGUCAUCUGGAGGAAACAAUAUUAUGGCACGUCCAUUGGCUCAACCUAAAUGCAAAAAUGGCAACCAGCCAUACACCAGCGGUGGUAAUGUGCAAGACUGCAGCUUUGAACACAGCGACUGUCCGGCGGGUUACAAAUGUGAAUUCUCGUCAACUGGUCAAGCUGUAUGCUGCGGUGAUUCGGAAUCGAUUCGUUGUCCACCUGGCUCAUCUGCUUUUGAAUACGGUGGUCGACCACUGGCCUGCCCAGUAGGAAGCACUAAAUGUCCUAAUGGAUACAACUGCGUCGCUUCGAUGAAUCCACAGUAUCAUCUUUGCUGUACGACAGGCACUUUCAUGGCACAACCACAUCUUCCAUCGCCACAAUGCUUACGUGGUUCUGCAUAUGUUGAUCCCGCUUUGAAUCAACGCCAAUUCUGCUCGCCGUUGAGAGAUUCGUGCCCUAUCGGUUAUCAGUGCAUGGAAUCCGAUUAUCCUGGACAGUAUAUAUGCUGUAACGAAGGCGAUCUCAGUGAGCAGUUUAAAGGUUUCUGUCCACCGAAUCAAAUUCCGUACGUAUCCCGUGAAGGCUUUCCACCCACCUGUCAUAUGCAAUUGAAUCCAUGCCCGACGACGGCACCAUACGUUUGCAUAUAUUCAGCGAUGAAGCAGGAUUCAUACUGCUGUGCACCGAUCGACACGACUGGUCCCAAUUUGCCAGAUCCUUCCCUGUCUGCAUAUCCUAUGCGGAAAAUGCCUAGCGAACUUCCAACUAUUCCAACCAUUCUUCCUCCUUCGCUCGCUACAAAUAUGAACCUCAACGGGGUGUCACUAGGUGGCGUCCCAUCGGAUAUGGCUUCGCAAGUUAUCGACAGAGUCCUUGGACAAGUAUCCGGCCAGAACGUGAACUCUGGAAACAAUCCGUACUUCGUGAAUAAUAUCAAUAACAACCAGCCAGCUGCUGGACAGAUUUUCAGUGGACAGUGGUCUACUCCAGAUCACCAAGCGUUUACUGGUUGCCCGUUGGGAUCGAGAGCUUUAGUCAGGAAGAAUCCUGGUGGACAUUCUACUGGAAGUGGUGGGGCCCUUGGCAUGUCAAUAGAGGACGCCUGGUUAACCAAUGACGACAGAAAGGUUGCCUAUCCGAUGAGCAAUGCGCUACCAGAGAACCGAACGCUACGUGUGACAGCGGGUAUUGCGUCUUGCCCUGCAACGAAACCACUAGUACACGGUGGCAAGUGUGUCACUGGAUGCCCAGAAGGCUUUGCAAAUAUUGCUGGAAGAUGUUACGAUCCCACAACAGUAAUCUUCAUGGACUCUGUAGAUGAAAGGACUAAUGGAACAAUUGGAGGAUAUUGUUUGGAGACAUUGGUUGAGGAGAAACGAUGUAUUGUUGAAAACAGUUACUGCAGCGAGAAAACAAUAACAUGUCAAUGCAAAGUCGGCUUCACCCUUAAUAUGGACUUCAACAACAAAGACGACAAAGGCUCUUGCCGGCAAGACGAAUCUUCCAAGUUCAUCAAAUCGAGCAAGCAAGAUCAUGUGCCAGUGAUCGACGAUGAACUUUACUUUGUAGAUAUUGGGUCUAACGCAUCCGACGCUGACGAAUCGGAGUCCAAUUCAACAUUGCAAGAUGACGUCGAUGUCAAUAAGUAUCUUUUUCAAACCGAUGAACUGAUCACGCUCCUUGCAUGA